AUGAAAAUCACCCAGCUGAACCUCGUCGGCUUCGGCCUGCGCAUCACCGACUUCAAGGCUCAGACCCCGCGCCCCGAGAAAACGUUCCGGGUGUGGUCCAUUUGCCCCGAUGGCUGGCAACCACUCGUUCCCGGAGCGUAUGCGCGACCCACGCGCUCCCGACCUCAACAGAUGACGGGACUCCUGGUACCCGGUGACCGAAUCCGGGACUCCGGCCAAGAUUUUGUCGACGGAUCCUUAGUCCUCGGUGGUCUCGGUGGGCAUGAGGUCGAAGGCAUCGUGUCCCUCCCCGUCUCCUCGCGCGACGAAGCACGGCUCUUGAGCAGUUCCGAUCAGCAACCACGCUUGUCUCUGCAGAUCAGUGCGUACUUGGCCCACCACGAGGCGUUUCUGUAUGGCGACUACUGGAGCACCAUUCGAACUCAAGCAGACAUUAUGGAAGAGCGAGCAUCAGCGGAAGAGCAGGGAAUUGUUCACUCGGAGCUCGGAGCUCUACGACCAUGCCUACGUCGACAGAUUAGCUCCCUACCGAACUCGGAUCUAUACGAAUGGGCUGACCGUCAACAAAUCGACCCUCCCCAGAGAAUGGAAGUCCACUGGCUGACCGUCCCCCGCCCGCCGCGAUCCGCAUCUGCACCUGCACAAGGUCGAUGUCGGUAA
Messenger RNA from Trematosphaeria pertusa, 660 nucleotides. RefSeq lists its product as uncharacterized. The record is from RefSeq and is a predicted model, not a curated record. Bases 1 to 660 code for a protein of 219 amino acids. NCBI's taxonomy places the organism in Eukaryota, Fungi, Ascomycota, Dothideomycetes, Pleosporales, Trematosphaeriaceae. The transcript has 2 exons.